This is a messenger RNA of Miscanthus lutarioriparius, 1077 nucleotides long. The record is from the annotation of a GenBank genome assembly. NCBI's taxonomy places the organism in Eukaryota, Viridiplantae, Streptophyta, Magnoliopsida, Poales, Poaceae.
AUGGUGGCGGUGCAGGCUGCGGCGACGGCGACGGCGGAGGCGCCGAUCCGGGUCGAGGCCAAGGUCGCGGUGGCGCCGGAGGCGGAGGCCGAGGUGGAGGUGGAGGUGAAGGGCGAUGCCGCCGCUGCGGCGGGAGAGACGGAGGACUACAAGAGCGACCUGAGGAAGCUGGAGGAGCUCAUGUCCAAGCUCAACCCUCGCGCGCAGGAGUUCGUGCCGUCGUCGCGCCGCACGGCUCCAGUCGCCGUGCCGCCGGCGGCAGCGAAGCCGGUGGCGGGAGGAGGGGUGCUCUCCGCCCACGCGCCUGUGUUCGUGUCCGCCGCCGAGUACUACGGCGCUGCCGGCGGGCGCCUGGAGAUAGGCGGCGGCGGGGGCAGGGACUCUAGCAGCGACGGAUCCAGCAACGGCGGCGGCGGCGGCCACCCACUGAAUCGCCGGAGAAGGAAUAGCUUCAACCAGGGGAGGCGGAGGGUGGGAGGCCGGCCCCGACGGGCUGAUAGGGAGGACAGUGUGCGGCGGACCGUCUACGUCUCUGACAUUGAUCAGCAUGUGACUGAGCAGAAGCUCGCUGAAGUGUUUUCUAACUGCGGGCAAGUGGUAGAUUGUCGUAUCUGUGGUGACCCCCAUUCUGUCCUGCGCUUUGCGUUCAUCGAGUUUGCUGAUGAUGCUGGUGCAAGAGCAGCACUAACACUUGGGGGAACCAUGCUUGGCUACUAUCCUGUUAGAGUUUUGCCUUCCAAAACAGCAAUUCUACCUGUCAACCCUAAAUUUCUUCCUCGAACUGAAGAUGAGAAAGAAAUGGUAUCGAGAACUGUAUAUUGUACUAACAUAGAUAAGAAGGUUACAGAGGAUGAUGUAAAGGGUUUUUUCCAGCAAGCGUGCGGGAAGGUUUCUCGGCUGAGACUCCUUGGUGACUAUGUACACUCCACAUGCAUUGCUUUUGUUGAGUUUGCUGAAGCUGAAAGUGCAAUUAUGGCCUUGAACUUCAGUGGUAUGGUCCUUGGCUUACUUCCUAUCAGGGUGAGCCCUUCCAAGACACCAGUCCGUCCGCGGUCUCCUCGCGUGAUGUCCAACUGA